ACGCCCAGCUCCGCCCCGGAAGCGCAGUGAGGGCCCGGCUGCUCGCAGCAUGGCGGCCCCCGCCAAGCGCGCGCGGGUAAGUGGCAGGUCGCCCCUCGUCGCGCCCUGCCCCUCCCCGAAAGCUGCCCGCGCGCCCCUGCCGCUCCCUGCGGGGUCCAGCGGCGGCGGCGAGCCCGAGGGCGACGCGGUGGCCGGCUUCCUGCGCUGGUGCCGGCGAGUGGGGCUGGAGCUGAGUCCUAAGGUGACGGUGAGCCGGCAGGGCACGGUGGCCGGCUAUGGCAUGGUGGCGCGGGAGAGUGUGCGGGCCGGGGAGCUCCUGUUCGCAGUGCCGCGGUCCGCGCUUCUGUCCCCCCACACCUGUUCCAUCAGCGGCCUGCUGGAGCGAGAGCGAGACGCACUGCAGAGCCUGUCUGGGUGGGUGCCGCUGCUGCUGGCGCUGCUCCACGAGCUGCAGGCCCCAGCAUCACCCUGGAGCCCUUACUUCGCGCUCUGGCCAGAGCUGGGGCGUUUGGAGCAUCCCAUGUUUUGGCCGGAGGAAGAGCGGUUGCGACUCCUAAAGGGUACAGGUGUCCCCGAAGCCGUGGAGAAGGAUUUGGUGAACAUCCGUAGCGAAUACUAUUCCAUCGUCCUGCCCUUCAUGGAGGCUCACUCGGAUCUCUUCAGCCCCUCUGUUCGCUCCCUGGAACUCUAUCGGCAGCUCGUGGCCCUCGUGAUGGCUUAUAGCUUUCAAGAACCGCUGGAGGAAGAUGAUGAUGAAAAGGAGCCCAACUCACCCUUGAUGGUGCCUGCUGCAGACAUACUAAACCACAUAGCCAAUCAUAAUGCCAAUCUAGAGUACUCUGCAGAUUAUCUCCGGAUGGUGGCUACUCAGCCCAUUCUUGAAGGUCAUGAAAUCUUCAACACAUAUGGGCAAAUGGCUAAUUGGCAACUGAUUCAUAUGUAUGGUUUUGCUGAGCCUUAUCCUAACAACACAGACGACACGGCUGACAUUCAGAUGGUGACAGUCCGAGAUGCUGCACUGCAGGGAACAAAGGAUGAAACUGAAAAGCUGCUCCUGUGUGAACGCUGGGAUUUCUUGUGCAAACAGGAGAUGGUAGGGGAAGAGGGAGCCUUUGUGAUAGGUCGUGAGGAGGUGCUGACUGAAGAGGAGCUAGCUACCACACUUAAGGUACUGUGCAUGCCUGCUGAGGAGUUCAGAGACUAUAAAGAGCGGGCUGGAUGGGGAGAGGAGGAGACGGAAGACAGUUUGGCAAUCACAGAUAUCCCCAAGCUCCAAGAAUCAUGGAAACGGCUUCUUCGAAACAGUGUUCUGUUGACCCUACAGACCUACGCCACAAACUUAAAAACAGACCAGGACUUACUCAGUAAUAAGGAGGCCUAUGCCACGCUGAGCUGGCGCGAACAACAAGCCUUACAGGUCUGCUAUGGUCAGAAGAUGAUCUUACAUCGGGUGUUGGAACUCACAAGUUAAGCAGGCUUCCUGAGAACCUUUUAAGGUCAUGUUCUAUUGCUUGGCGAGGAGGGAAAUUUGGGACUUUUGCUAUUUGGUAGUUAGAAUCAAAGGAAAAAUAGCUCAAAGGUAAACUUACACGUCGGCACGUUUAGAUUGAUGUCAGCAGUCUUAGGAGCAUGCUAUUUUUACUAAUGCCAUCAGAUUUUUUUAGAACUUAAUAAACAUGGGCUGAGUUCAACUUUGA
This is a messenger RNA of Mus caroli (Ryukyu mouse), 1697 nucleotides long. RefSeq names its product SET domain containing 6, protein lysine methyltransferase (gene Setd6). Gene Ontology annotation, molecular function: protein-lysine N-methyltransferase activity; protein binding. NCBI's taxonomy places the organism in Eukaryota, Metazoa, Chordata, Mammalia, Rodentia, Muridae. Gene Ontology annotation, cellular component: nucleus. The record is from RefSeq and is a predicted model, not a curated record. Gene Ontology annotation, biological process: peptidyl-lysine monomethylation.